Phytophthora infestans T30-4 is the source of this 522-nucleotide messenger RNA. RefSeq lists its product as uncharacterized. The transcript has 2 exons. Gene Ontology annotation, biological process: protein dephosphorylation; positive regulation of G2/MI transition of meiotic cell cycle; G2/M transition of mitotic cell cycle. The coding region runs from base 1 to 522 and encodes 173 amino acids. The record is from RefSeq and is a predicted model, not a curated record. Gene Ontology annotation, cellular component: nucleus; cytoplasm. Gene Ontology annotation, molecular function: protein tyrosine phosphatase activity. NCBI's taxonomy places the organism in Eukaryota, Oomycota, Peronosporomycetes, Peronosporales, Peronosporaceae.
AUGAAGCCGCAUGUGCUCAAGCGAGCGGUGUCCAGCUACUCCGUAAUGACGUCGACCAGCCUAUCACCUGCUCCCGUAGUGCCGCCGCGACUUCUUCGCCAUCAUGCAUCCGAGCAGCUGAUUAAAAGUGCCUCUGCGCCACCACAGGAAGCAGUUUUGCCGACGGUAUACUCAAGCAAACACCCUGACCUGAAUGUGAUCACGCCCGAGACUGUUGCAAAACUACUGAGAGGCGAUUUUAAAGAGCAUUUGGCAGGGUUUCAGCUUUUGGAUUGUAGAUUUCCAUACGAGUUUGAAGGCGGCAGCUUGAAAGGUGCCACCUCACUGUGUGAUCCCGAAAAGAUGGAGACGCAGUUUUUCCUAUCGACGACAUUGGAGCACUCCGCCCGUAUGGCGCUGAUUUUCUUUUGUGAGUUUUCGGCUAACCGAGCGCCGAAGAUGCUGCGCCAUUUGACGGUGGCUACAAGAGCUGCUUCGAGACACUGCAACAAGAGAUCUGUGGGCCUUCCGCUGUGUAUGUAA